Bolinopsis microptera is the source of this 1721-nucleotide messenger RNA. Its product is annotated as translocation protein SEC62-like. The coding region runs from base 35 to 871 and encodes 278 amino acids. Gene Ontology annotation, biological process: post-translational protein targeting to membrane, translocation. NCBI's taxonomy places the organism in Eukaryota, Metazoa, Ctenophora, Tentaculata, Lobata, Bolinopsidae. The record is from RefSeq and is a predicted model, not a curated record. Gene Ontology annotation, cellular component: endoplasmic reticulum; endoplasmic reticulum membrane. The transcript is spliced from 7 exons.
UUUCGGAGGUAACCCUGCCCUUUCUCUUCUUAUCAUGGGCUCUUCCAAAGAAGAAAAAGAAAGAGAAGCUGAAAACAGAGAGAGGGCCAAGAAGAUAAAAAGGUUAAUGAAUGAAGUCAGCAAAUAUUUACAAAAUGAGACUGCAACUAUAGAAGGAAAAACCAAAGAAAAAUCCAUUAAAUAUUUCUCAGGGGGUGCUUUGGUGGAUACUUUAAUGAGUUCCUCUUGGGCGGAUGCUAACGAUGACUUACAUCUUGAAACGAGAUUUGACGCUAUCGAGUUCUGCACGGGCCUCCUUUCCAACGAGUUCUUUAUUGCUUUGAAACUGAAAUCUAAAAAACGUGUAACAGACGGAGAAUCAUCGAAACCGAAGAAAUCGAAGAAACCCCUCAAGUUUGAUGUGAUAAUCGAUGCGGGAGAGUUCCUUGAUAGUCCAGAACAGUUUUACAUGUGGAAAUACAGUCCGAUGGGAAUAUGGGCAUACAUUAUCGGUGGAGGGUUGCUGCUCGGAGUUAUAGCAAUGGCUCUUGUGCCAGUGUGGCCGGGAGAGGCCCAGAUCGCAUUCCAAUACAUUACUAAUGGUUCCGGUGUCAUUGUGGGCGUCUUCUUUGCUCUUUUGAUUGUCAGAUUAAUUCUAUUUGUGUUGGUGUGGGCGUUUUCUAAAGGAAUCUACCACUUUUGGCUGUUGCCGAACAUCAACGAAGAUAAACUCGGAAUAAUUGAAACUUUUAAACCGCUUUAUUCGUUAGACAAUUACUACGAAGAAAAAGAGAAGAAAGAGCACAGGAAAAAGCGGAGAGAAGCUCGAGAAAGAGAAGGAAUAUCUGGAAGUGAAGUAACCAGCGCUACAGAGGACAAGAAAACCAUUUAGAAAACAACAGGAUAGUUAAUCUCGUUAAACUGACCCUUCAAUCGUUCUGUGAAAUUAAUUGUAAAUUAGGUUUUUGAAAGAAUAGCAAUUAUCAACAGAUUAGAUAGGUAUUAGGACGCUAUUUGUUUUGAAAUUAGGAAUUUAAGGAAUCAUGCAUACAGAAUAUUAUUUCCAACUUGCAGAAUACAAUAGCUAGUCUAUAUAAUAGCUUGAAUUGUUAAGUCAGAAAAAUGAGUUUUAAAGCUUCAGAUUUUAAGAAUUACCGUUCCCAAUCACUUUAAUGAGCCGCAAGAAAUUUGUUGUUGGUUAAAUCCCUAAUUCUGAUGUAUUGUGCCGACUGAUUUUAUACGAUUGCAUAUAAUUGGGUUUAUGAUAUAAAGUUUAUACAGCUUGGGGUAAAAUCAGCAUUACUUGAAAAUUUGAAAAUGAGUUAUUACUUAAUAGUGGCAUGGGGUUCUCGACCUUGGGAAGUUCAGACAUGUGAAAAGUUUGGAUAUAUCAUAGUUGAAUUAUUUCUUGUUCUGAUGCCUAAAAUGAUUCCAAGGACCGAAAGUCUCCAUGAAAGAGGCUAGUUAAAAGUAUCUGGUAUUAUUCAUCGCCACCUUGAUCAAUGAUUUGAAUUCUUAUGGUCGGAUACCUCACCCGUUCCCCUCAGUUUCGGCUCAGUUUCGGCCCACCCUACUACGAAGAAUCUAGAUUUUUUUGUUAAGAAUUUUAGCAUGCUCUCGUUUAUCAAAAUUCUAUAAUUUCGGUUUGACUAAUAAAGUUUUACAGUAUAUUUCAUUUGCACUAAUUCAAUGAUAAAGAUAGUCAAUGACAUUGUAAAUAUAAAUGCACUUUUUAAACAGAA